AUGACAGAACCUGCAGCAGUGGAAAUCUACAAGCACGACGCCACCAGCAUCUUGCCGGCGCUCGCGGCUCACUUGCCGCACUCUGCUACCGUCGUGCGGCGCAUCCAACACGGUCUCGCGUACCCUUCAUCUAGUGCUGAGAUCCUAGCUACGUUCGCCCCCGGUACCCCAGCCCCUGAGCAACAGCCGUGGCUGGCUGCGCGGGUGGAUCUCUUUCGCGGACGUGAGACCCAGAUGGUCGUCUAUUCCAGCCUCGAAGCGGAGCACACGUCAAAUCUGCCGAUCACAGGCUCUGAUCAUAUCGUGUCUGUGCUAGAUGCCAGCCCGUCGGCACUAGCGCAGGUCCGCGCCCAGCUACUAGCUCUGUUGACAUACAUCAAGACUCAUUUGCUCCCGUCGUACCUGUCAUUCAUGCAGGAAGCCAAGGAAAAGGAAGAUCUCCAGACUCACAAUGGCGUGCCUUUGAUCCCUGCGCCAGACCCACACGCUUUCCUCAUUGGUAGCCUGCAUACGGGUCUUUUUACGCUGCUCCAACGUGAGCCGAUUUACUCCGCGGACAACCCCCUGCCGGGGAUCAAGGUGCAUCGCUUCGAUAACCCUGCUUACUCGAAAUAUUCCUUCCCACAAGAGAUCUUCAGCUCAGGCAGCGACUCGGCUCUGCCUUCGGGGUACAGAUACCAGGACCGCCGUGGAAGGGUCGGCCUCCUCCCCGCGCACCUGGAUCUGGUCCAGAGUCGUACGCACAUCCCCCGCUCCAGCAAGAGUUUGUCUACCAUGCCCGGUGUGGCUGUCUAUCAUGAUCCUUCGUCGGCAUCAGAAACAAUAGUCGAUGAUCGUGACGAGAUGCCUAUUGCCUGGGCCUUCCUCGGCACGGACGGUGCGUUGGCUACUUUGCAUGUUGAGCCGGAGCAUCGCGGUCGGGGUCUUGCGUUGCGGUUGUCCAAGGAAGUGAUGCGACGCGGUAUGGCGCCGGGGGGACUCUUCGGGGCUGAUAGUGUUGAGAUUCCUGAUUAUCAAGAUCGGCUUGGUGGAUGGGUGCACACUGAGGUAGCGCAGUAUAACCACGCAAGUCGGCGUGUCAUGGAGAAGAUUGGAGGAAAGCCUUUCACUACAGUGACUUGGACUGUGAUUGAGUUGGUUGAUUGA
Molecule: messenger RNA, 1146 nt
Organism: Penicillium lagena
Lineage: Eukaryota; Fungi; Ascomycota; Eurotiomycetes; Eurotiales; Aspergillaceae
Product: Acyl-CoA N-acyltransferase
Exons: 1
Coding region: 1-1146 (381 amino acids)
Molecular function (GO): acyltransferase activity, transferring groups other than amino-acyl groups
Source: RefSeq, a predicted model, not a curated record